CUGUCAAACAUAGAGAACAAGUUCUUGUACGCUCUCAGCUCCAACCAAGCCUGGGCUGGUUACAAGUCGCACCAGAAUCCGGCCUUCUUCAAGAACCUGGCAUCUGGCCAGUCUCCCUCAAUCUUGUGGUUAGGAUGCUCUGAUUCUCGAGUUCCCGAGACGACAAUUCUCGGUCUGCAACCCGGCGAUGUGUUUGUUCAUCGCAACAUCGCCAACAUUGUCGCACCGACGGACAUCAACACCUCAGCCGUCAUCGAGUAUGCCGUCGCUCACCUCAAAGUCAAGCACGUCGUCUUGUGCGGCCACUCGGCCUGCGGAGGUGCCAAGGCCGCACUGGGUGACUCGCGCGUAGGCGGAGUACUCGACACCUGGUUGGUGCCCCUGAAGGCGGUUCGGGCGCAGAAUGCCGAGGAGCUCGCGUCCAUCAAGAACGAUGACACGCGGGCCGUUCGUAUUGCGGAGAUGAACGUCGAGGCAGGUGUGAAUGUUCUGAUGGCCAACUUCGCCAUCCAGGAAGCCAUCCAAGAGCGCGGCCUCACCGUCCACGGUUGCCUGUUUGAUAUUGCCAGCGGUCGCAUCAGGGACUUGGGAUUCGGCACCAACAAAUCGGGAGGUUCUCGGAGCAUCAUCACCCACGGUGACGAGGAAAUCGUUCGUGGCAAGCACGCGCAGCUGGUGUUCCGUGAUGGAGGGGAUGCUUCCAUGCGAGUUCAGUGA
Messenger RNA from Colletotrichum karsti, 717 nucleotides. RefSeq names its product carbonic anhydrase. Gene Ontology annotation, molecular function: carbonate dehydratase activity; zinc ion binding. Gene Ontology annotation, biological process: cellular response to carbon dioxide; cellular response to oxidative stress; carbon utilization. Gene Ontology annotation, cellular component: cytoplasm. Lineage: Eukaryota; Fungi; Ascomycota; Sordariomycetes; Glomerellales; Glomerellaceae. The transcript is spliced from 2 exons. The record is from RefSeq and is a predicted model, not a curated record.